Messenger RNA from Castor canadensis (American beaver), 491 nucleotides. RefSeq names its product PIGB opposite strand 1 (gene Pigbos1). The record is from RefSeq and is a predicted model, not a curated record. NCBI's taxonomy places the organism in Eukaryota, Metazoa, Chordata, Mammalia, Rodentia, Castoridae.
GUGCUCGAGUGCGAUCCGCGGUGGUUGGGCCACUGGAAACUUGUGUGUCCUGGUCACGUUGCACUGUGGUGGCCGCCUCGCAGAAAAGAGCUGUCUGUCGAAUGAGUUUCUUUGUACACAGAUCUGAAGAGAUUUGCUGGACUUGGGAUGUAACUUUUCAAAACCACCUUUGUAUUGAGCAGUGGUUGUUGCAACAAUGUUUGGGAGACUGACUGGUCCACAACUGCUUUUUGCUAGCAUUCUUGGAAUUGCUGGAGGAAUGUAUAUUUAUCAACCAAUAUUUGAACAAUAUUCCAGAGAUCAGAAGGAAUUGAAACAGAAGAUGAAAUUGGCACAAGAAUCAGAAGAAAAGAAGAGUUAAUACUGCCUGAAGCUGAUCUGUAAUAAUUGUUUAAUGUUCUGUUGAAGUAUAUAUUAACUGUUAAUAAUCUAGUUCAGAAUUUAUAGUUGAAGCAUAAAUCAUGGAUAAUGAAUUUAAGUGAUUUUUAAGU